AUGACAUCUAGACUUUCCGUGUUAGGCGAAUGGAAGUCUGAUAGUGCAGUACGUGAAUGCGAAAUAUGUGGGGCUAAAUUUAAUUUCAGUUGCAGGCGUCACCACUGUCGGUACUGUGGCGGCAUUUUUUGUGCUUCGUGCUCGAGUGCCUUUGUUAUAUUACAUAAUCUGCACAAGACGAAGGGGCGGCGGGUUUGCCGCACAUGUUUGGCAUUGCUUUCAAAGGCUCCACCGCACGCAAACCAUCGAUGCGACGAUACUCCAACUCAGAAGCUUCAGUCAGCGGAUGUAAAUGCUUGUGCCUGUGAAUCUGAUCCUUUGACUGCCCAAUCUUCCGAGGCAACGUCGGUUACUUUUGCGACGUCACGGUACAGAGAAAUUCCACGCGUCACAGACAGGGUUGCUCUGGAAGAGGCCAUUGAUGACGUGGGGUCGGACAACGAGGAUGUUUCGACUGCUGUUGCAGGUGUAUAUUCUUCUGUGGAUGAUGGCCAACGCACCAGUGGUUUAGCGUUUCUCGCUGCACUACAAGAGAAUCUUAGAUACUCCGAGGACGCUGACGUUUUGCAUGUCCUUUUAUAUGUAUCAUCUACAAGAUAUCAAGUAAUUUUAGUUACAGUAAGUGAAGGGGAAACCAUGUUGAUGCUUGCUAGUCGGUUGCUGGAGACAUAUUUUAGGUUGGACAAUGGCCCUUUCAAGUCUCUUAGCACCCCAGAGCGAGAUAUUUUGUUGCAUAAAUUGAGGUUUUCAAGUGAAUCCGUUCUAAUAGACAGCGACGCUAACGCGACGGAUGUGGCGGUUUACUGUAAACAUUUGGUCCUUUCGACUCUUUCUAUUUCAGAUCUUCGGCAGUGGCACGAUGAGAACCUUAUUCAGGAGUUUUUCCGUAGCGAACUCUGCGAUGAACAUAAAGAAGAUAUGAUCUGUUAG
Molecule: messenger RNA, 930 nt
Organism: Trypanosoma rangeli
Lineage: Eukaryota; Euglenozoa; Kinetoplastea; Trypanosomatida; Trypanosomatidae
Product: putative zinc finger protein
Exons: 1
Coding region: 1-930 (309 amino acids)
Molecular function (GO): metal ion binding
Source: RefSeq, a predicted model, not a curated record